Coffea eugenioides is the source of this 1098-nucleotide messenger RNA. RefSeq lists its product as uncharacterized. The record is from RefSeq and is a predicted model, not a curated record. Bases 1 to 1098 code for a protein of 365 amino acids. NCBI's taxonomy places the organism in Eukaryota, Viridiplantae, Streptophyta, Magnoliopsida, Gentianales, Rubiaceae. The transcript has 3 exons.
AUGGCAACUGCCAUUAAUCGCCUGGAGUCUCACGUUUUUGGAAAAUUACCAUCGCAACCCGAGGCAAAUUUCAAGAAUGUAAGUGCCAUGACACUGAGAAGUGGCAAGGAAGUGGAGGGGCCUAAGUUGACAAAUUCAAAAAGCAAAAGUGAGGAAGAGAUAGAAAAGGAGAUUGAAGAAGAAGGGCGCAUUCGCGAAGACCCUAAGAUACCAAAAUAUGCAAAAUUUUUGAAGGAUAUGUGCACCCACAAAAGAAAGCUAAGGGGUGAUGAAAGAGUGGAGGUGGGAGAAAAUGUGUUGGCCAUACUCCAAAGGAAACUCCCUCCAAAGUGUGGAGACCCAGGUAUAUUCAUAAUUCCAUGUAAAAUAGGAGAUACUCCAAUUAAGAAAGCAAUGUUGAAUCUAGGGGCGUCGAUUAACGUAAUGCCUAAAACUAUUUAUGCUUCUCUAAAUCUUGAACCAUUAAAAGGCACAAGCAUCAUAAUCCAACUAGCGGACCGUACCAAUGCUUAUUCAGAGGGGUUAGUUGAAGAUGUUUUGGUGCAUGUCAAUAAGUUAGUAUUCCCAGGAGAUUUUUAUGUCCUAGACAUGGGGGAUGAAAGGUCAUUAAAUCUGUCACCUAUUUUGUUAGGUAGGUCAUUUUUAAGCACUGUUAGGACAAAAAUAAAUGUGAACGAGGGCACUUUGUCAAUGGAGUUUGAUGGAAAAAUUGAAACUUUCAAAUUGGAUGGGGAGGAUGCACUGAGAGUGGUUUUGGCCAAACAUCUUGAGUUGGGAGCAACUCUUAAUGUGGAAAUAAGUAAUGAGUUGUACCGUGUGGUUGUAGCACUGUAUUUGCUCCCACCAAUUUCUUCAAGGUAUGAGGUUACUUCUCUCUUUGUACCAGAAACUCAGAAAAAGUUAUUGCCUUCUGUUGUGGAGGCACCCGAGCUGGAGCUCAAACCUUUCUCGAAACAUUUGAAGUAUUCAUUUUUCGGGGACAAAGAAAUACUACCGGUGAUCAUUUCUGCACACCUGUCGCUGAGUCAAGAAGACAAUCUGGUUCGACUUUUUCGAGAUCAUAAGGAGGUGAUUGGAUGGAGUAUAGCAAACAUAUAA